AAUUCUCUUGAUCUGAAUCUGAAUUCAAUAUUCUAGAUAUUGCAAAAGCGGCAUUCGAUAAUCGGAAAACGCAAAGAUGGAAAAAUCGCAGGCUAGCCAGACGAAUCCCGAGGAGAUCAAGAAUCGGUCCGGACCAAAUAUUAAUUCUUUAAUUAAACAGUACGCAACGUUAAAGACAUCGUUGGAAAAAUCUAACAAGGAGCUGCAGUACUGGAAGAGGCAAAAGUCGCAACUGCUCCAGAGUAACAGCAACAUCGAGACGAACGUCAACAAGCUGUCGCAGACCGUAUCCAAGAUUGAGGCGGAGAUAAGGGAGUACACGGGGAUCUGCGAUGCGAAGAAGGAGGAGUUGAAGGACCGGCAAGGCGCGAGGACGGCUACGUUGGACAAGCAGUGGAGUGACUGCUCGUCGGAAAUAGGGAGCUACGCGGAUGACUUUUCCCAGUGGAUAACGAACUACUCUAGAGACGUUUUGAUGAAGGAGAUCGAGAAUCAUCAAAAAGAUUGCGGAAAGGUUGGCCAGGAGCUGGCGAUUAUGAAGCAAGAGUUGGACGAUAUGAAGGGUGAAUGCGAUACGGAAUAUGUCGAAGCUAACGCGGACGACUUGUCAUAUCUGAACGAUAUAAUAUUCUGUAUAAGAUCGGGCAAUAACAACCUAAAGAAAAACGUCAGAUUGCGGGAGGAGGAGUUAAACAAGAUACAGAAUAAGAUAAAGCAGAGCAAAGUCGCGCUUAACGAUGCUAAGACGAAGGAAAACGCUAAUGCGUUCUAACAUGUUUAUUUCUUUUUUCUCAAUAAUAGAAAUAGAUUUUUAAAAAAUUAUAAACUUUUAAAAAAAUACAAAUUAAAUGUAUAAAUUGUUAAACAUAAGGUUUUAAUUAAUGUAUAAUUCACUACUCUGUAAACUACAUGUUGAGUAGUUUCUAAAUAAUUUUAAUAAUUAAAAAAUAUCAGAUUG
This is a messenger RNA of Wasmannia auropunctata (little fire ant), 958 nucleotides long. RefSeq lists its product as uncharacterized. NCBI's taxonomy places the organism in Eukaryota, Metazoa, Arthropoda, Insecta, Hymenoptera, Formicidae. The record is from RefSeq and is a predicted model, not a curated record. The transcript has 5 exons. The coding region runs from base 77 to 772 and encodes 231 amino acids.